Messenger RNA from Dreissena polymorpha, 1930 nucleotides. Its product is annotated as set1/Ash2 histone methyltransferase complex subunit ASH2-like. Lineage: Eukaryota; Metazoa; Mollusca; Bivalvia; Myida; Dreissenidae. The record is from RefSeq and is a predicted model, not a curated record. Gene Ontology annotation, molecular function: transcription cis-regulatory region binding; protein binding. The transcript is spliced from 17 exons. Gene Ontology annotation, cellular component: Set1C/COMPASS complex. The coding region runs from base 115 to 1698 and encodes 527 amino acids.
UUAUAUUUUAGUGGAGUAUAACCUGUCUAUGCGAUUUUUACAAACAAAUUUUGUAACAUAAUUGACAUUAAUAACUCGUAUCUUAAUUGUGUAAAUUACGACUUUCCAGAUGUCAUGGAUUCUGGCGGUUUACCAGGCAUUCAACAAGAAGUGGAGGUGUGCUACUGUGGCAAAGGUCGUAACCUGGGCUCUGCGGAGUUACAGUGUCAGACAUGCUCUAAAUGGUACCACCAGGACUGCACUGGCUGCAACAUCGGGUCAAGCAUCCCAUUCAUGUGCAACUACAUCUACCAGUGUAAGCAUUGCGGUCCCAAUGGGCUUGAGAGCUUCCAGAAGAAACUAGCCAGCUUCCAGCAGAUCUGUUACACAACUCUAGCCAACUUGACAUACAUGUUCAGAGAUGAAAACAGGGUGAUGUUCUCAAGAGACAGGGAGAUCAUUCCAUUUGUUGAGAAGCACUGGGAGAUGAUGACCACGAUGCCUCGCAGGAUUAAGUCGACCUGGCACACCACGGUCAACAAAACACUGGCUAAAGAAACAGACAUCUUCUUUGGCAACGAAACUGCAGCAGGGGACACACAGUUCGGCCUUCUCAACUCUGACUUGUACAAGGUUACGCCAGCGUUUGAGAUUUUAACAAAGAGUAAUACUCAAAUACAGGCUCCCCAGAGACCAGGCGUACCUGUCGAUAAGGGUCUGAGGGGCCAGAAGAGGAAGGCUAACCAGGAGACAGUCCAGGUCACCAACAACAAGGCCAAGAAAGGUGAGAUGUUGAACAUAACACGACUUGCCCCUCAUGGAUAUCCGACCGAGCAUCCAUUCAACAAAGAUGGUUACCGGUACAUUUUGGUUGAGCCCGACCCCCACGCACCCAACCGGCAGGCGUAUGAUGACAGCAUAGAGUGGGCAGGCAAGCCCAUACCCGGGUACCUGUACAGGACAUUCAUGGGCUCAGAGGUCCUCCUUGCACUACAUGACAGAGCCUCACAGUUGAAGAUUUCAGAAGAUCGCCUGUCUGUCACUGGGGAGAAGGGGUACAGCAUGAUACGAGCCUGUCACGGGGUGUCUCGAGGUUCCUGGUACUAUGAGGUACACGUGGAUGAGAUGCCUGAAAACACAGCCACCCGCAUAGGCUGGGCACAGCAGCAAGGAAACCUGCAGGCGCCAUGUGGCUAUGACAAGUUCAGUUAUGCCUGGCGCUCCAGGAAAGGCUCCAAGUGUCACCAGAGCAUCCUGAAGCUGUACAGCGCCCCCUACAGGGAGGGGGACACCCUGGGAUUCCACAUCUACCUGCCCGAGCCAGACGACCCUCACCAUCUUGUGCCGGCAUCUCACAAGGACCAGCCUCUGGUGAAGUUCAAGAACCACUUGUACUAUGAGGCAAAGGACCAUGUGGGAGACGCUGAGAAACUCCUGAAAAUCAAGCCUGGCAGCAAGAUAGGGUUCUACCUGAAUGGCAAGUUUCAAGGCGUGGCAUACGAGAAUCUGUAUGGGGGAACCUACUACCCUGCCAUUUCCCUUUACAAGCUGGCCAAGGUUACAGUGAAUUUCGGUCCAACGUUCAAGUAUCAGCCAGAGAAAUUACAGAAGUUUGAGCCUAUGUCCGAUGCAGGCCAGCUGUGUGUGGUGGAGACCACACUCUCAGAGAUUUUGUUCCAUGUAGAGAAUGAGGGGAGACUACCAGACUUCCAGAACUGACUUGCCACCUAGAGCAUCAACAAAGUAGCGGGACUUGAAACUUGGCCACAUCACACAGGACUUACCUGGGUCAAUAAAUGCAUUUGACCACAUUCAACUUCACUGCGAGGAAUCCUUUGGGGGAAAACAAUCAAUUUGUAAUGGUUAAAAUGAAGACCCAUUGGAAAUUUAUUUUGCGAAAUGGGAGCUGAGUUAAUGUUUUUAGCAGAUUUGAUUAAAAAUCAGUUAUUUU